Belonocnema kinseyi is the source of this 2185-nucleotide messenger RNA. RefSeq lists its product as uncharacterized. NCBI's taxonomy places the organism in Eukaryota, Metazoa, Arthropoda, Insecta, Hymenoptera, Cynipidae. Bases 182 to 1309 code for a protein of 375 amino acids. The transcript is spliced from 12 exons. The record is from RefSeq and is a predicted model, not a curated record.
GCCACUAUGCCUCGGCGUCAAUUAAUCCUGUUUUGUGUAUUCCAUCGAAUUUUCCUCACAACCAGGUCCACUGAAAAAACUUUUUAACUUGAUUUUACGAUGAUACCUUCUGACCAGAUGACAUAGACCAUGUUAUAGGUGAAGUGAUUUCGAGAAAAAAAAUACAUUAGGGGACUCAAAAAUGGCUGAGGGUGGAAACGAGAUCAAAACUGGGGAUAGUCAUAUGGAAGUAAAUGAAUGCCUGGCUAGUUGGCUGACUUAUUUACAGAGGUUGAACGGAUUAUGUACGGCGGGUACAAAAUUGGCACUGUCUCUUCAAACUCUUCUCUCAAUCCACAAUACAAAUUCCCAAUGCCAAUUGACUGGUCAAUGCUUGGCAGGUUGGGAAGGCUUAACAAGGGCUACUAGUGUGGCCACAAAUACUGUCAAAAAUCAUGUUGUUGUAGCUUUAAAGGAUCACGAGAUCCUUGAAAAUGCCGGAGACAAGCACGACAUCCUUCGUGACAAUCUACUAACCUUCAUAAAUCUUCAGUAUCAGUUUUGUGUCGCAUGCUGUGAAAACCUGAGUGGAAUGGCUGAUUGUUCUUGUUUGCAAGUUGGAAACGCUGAAUGUGAUAUUGCAGCACUUCAACAAUGUUUCGAACGAUUGUACAGUUCACCACCCCCAAUAGCCACAUCUCAGCAGACUCAGCAAAAUUGUCACCGAUCACCUUUACCCUAUCCAUUGUUUCCUCUGCAGGUUCAGAGACGAUGGUCGGAGACUGCUGCUGGUGAGAUGUCUGGUGAGUCUGCAGAAAAUACAGUCAGAAGAUGGUCCAUGCCCUGGGAAAUGAGAACUAGACUGAAAGUACCUUUAGAAGAACGCAGUAGCAGUAGCAGUCAGGAUGGACUUCGCGAAGCUAUACAGCUUCUUUCUUGCAAACCUGGCAUAAGGCCAUCAAACCAGCUCUCAAAUUUUGCUAGUCAGCACAUACCGGGAUACGAGUUGCGGGUUACAAGUUACGAAAAUUCAAUUUGGCCGGAUGCGAGACCAACAGGUCAUCGCGAUAGUGACCAGAGUGGCCGAGAUUCAGAGUACAGCGGAGCCAGUGGAAGUGAUUAUGCUGGUACGACUGAUGUGCUCACAUCUAGAAAAAGUAGUUCAUCAACAGAUUCUUGUAUGUCUGCUCACAGUCGAUCUGGUUCCGAGAGUGCCGGUGCUGGGGAAUGUGCAAGGUCACAAUUAUAUUCAAUGUGGAGCGGCGGUGAUUUGCCUUUCAUAAAAUUGACGGAAAGUACCGAAGUCCGUGAUGAACAUCCUCCAGUGUGAAUAGAAUUCGUGUGCAAUAGAUAGAAGUACUGAAAAAAGAAAAAGGAAAAAAAAUCCGAUGUCACUUAAAUGUAUAGGAAAACGUUUCUGACUAACAAAAAAUGUCCUCUUCCACUCAAUGUAACAGAAAUAUUGCUUCAAGCAGAAACUAAAAAUGUUUGAUUUUUUUACUAGAAUUUAUGUCAUUUGGCAACUGACCAAUUAAAUUAAAAUUGAAUUAAAUUAGAAUUAAAUUAUAAGCAUUCGUGAUUACUUAGGAGAAUGUAGCAAAUUGGUUACUUAGAUACAUAAAAAGUAUGAUUGCAGGAGGGAGGAAAUUAGCUCAAAUUUUCAAUCAGUGUGAACUUAAACUAUAGGAUUUUAGCAACUGCAAUAUUCGAGAUUUUGCUCUGGUAGCAAAUUCUUCUAUUUUUCACUCUAGAAUGAGUGUGUUUUAAAAAGAUUUAUUCUUUUCUUUUAGGCAUUUUGAAUUUAUUCUCAAUAUUGGGUUAUCUUAUUUCUUACUACAUAUAAUGUAGUUUUAGAGAAAAUAUCCAUUUUUAUUCUGACAUUUUUUUAUUGUAGAUUUAAUUCUCUUAUAAACGGAAUAAUUGAAAUGAAUUGUACAAGAGCACAAAAUAUUUCUUUAGAUCAGUUAAUAUUCCGUCAAGUCUUGAACUUUUAAAGUAAUAACGUUAUUAAAGUUAAUAAAUAGGGCGAUUGUAAUUUGUAAAAAGAAGAAUUAAAUAAUUAUAAAUUUCACUGUCGGUCGAGCCACGUAUCAAAUACGGCUGAGCUGUCUAACAGCUCAUAUAAGUAGGAAAUCAAAAACGAUCAAAUUAUCUCGUUAAAGCCAAAGAGCGCGAAAUCUAAAUUUCUAAGAAAAUAACGUUUAUU